AUUAUUAGGAAAGCUCUAACAGAGGAAAAACAAGUGUCCACAAAGACAUCUGCAGCAGAUCUUGUGACAGAAACUGAUCAUUUUGUUGAAAAUUUAAUUGUUUCUGUCCUGAAAGAGAAGUUUCCCUCCCACAGGUUUAUUGCAGAAGAAUCCACUGCUGCUGGUUCAAAAUGUGUCCUCACUGACAGUCCAACCUGGAUAAUUGACCCUGUUGAUGGAACGUGCAACUUUGUGCACAGAUUUCCAACAGUGGCAGUGAGCAUUGGGUUUGCUGUUAACAAAGAGCUUGAAUUUGGUGUAAUUUACCACUGCACUGAAGAACGAUUAUACACUGGUAGAAGAGGUCAAGGGGCAUUUUGUAAUGACAAAAGGCUUCAGGUAUCAAAAGAGACAGAUAUCUCGAAGGCCUUAAUUUUAACAGAAAUUGGUCCGAAACGUGACCCUGCAACUUUGAAAUUGUUCCUUGGUAACAUUGAGAGAUUGCUGAAGGCUCAAGCUCACGGGGUCCGUGUCAUUGGGAGCUCGACCCUGGCUCUCUGCCAUCUGGCGUCCGGCGCUGCAGAUGCCUAUUACCAGUUUGGGUUACACUGCUGGGACCUGGCAGCGGCGACCGUCAUUAUUAGAGAGGCGGGUGGCACUGUGAUAGACACUUCAGGUGAGUCAAAUAUCCUUGUUUUCAUUGACCUUUUGGAGACCGAGUGGCUAUUUUGGGGCAACUUGUGUUAC
Messenger RNA from Eurypyga helias (sunbittern), 726 nucleotides. It is a transcript of the gene IMPA2, whose product is annotated as inositol(myo)-1(or 4)-monophosphatase 2. Gene Ontology annotation, biological process: phosphatidylinositol phosphate biosynthetic process; inositol metabolic process; signal transduction. The annotation marks the transcript as partial. NCBI's taxonomy places the organism in Eukaryota, Metazoa, Chordata, Aves, Eurypygiformes, Eurypygidae. The record is from RefSeq and is a predicted model, not a curated record. Gene Ontology annotation, molecular function: inositol monophosphate 1-phosphatase activity. The transcript has 6 exons.